AAUGGCGGCGGCCGCGCUACUUCGGGGCGCUGCUCCCGGACGCGGCUUGCCGGCUCGGCGGUGGAGGCUCCCCGUGGUCCCAAGGCGCUGCUGGGCUUACGGCUCUGGUCGUCCCAGCGGCGGCCCAGCCAAAGGCACCGACUGGACUUGCUUCCCGUUGGAGGAGCGCGCCCUGCUGCGCGUGCGCGGCCCAGACGCGGCACCCUUCCUGCUGGGAUUGCUGACCAAUGAGCUGCCGCUUCCGGAUCCCGCGGAAGGCGUAACUCGUCCUGCUGUCCGCUCGGUCUACGCCCACUUCCUGAAUGUCCAGGGCCGGACACUCUACGACGUCAUCUUGUACGGGCUCCCAUCGCCACCUGCUUUCCUCCUGGAGUGUGACCGCCUUGUAUUAGGUGAACUGCAGGAGCACCUGCUACGCUACAGGGUCCGGCGGAAGGUCACAGUUGAACUAUUCCCCGAGCUGUGUGUGUGGGCAGUGCUGCCCAGCUCCCCUGAAGCCGGUGAUGUGCUGCUGCCCAAGGGAGCUGCGGAUCCCACCAUCCUCACCCCAGAUCCCCGGACCAUACGCAUGGGCUGGCGGCUCCUCACCUGUGACAUGGCUCCAUCUCUACUGCCUGGUGGUCACCUUGGGGCCCUCCGGGAAUAUCACCGGCACCGGUACCUGCAAGGUGUUCCCGAGGGCAUCCGUGACCUGCCCCCGGGCAUGGCCCUGCCCCUGGAAUCCAACCUUGCCUUCAUGAAUGGCGUCAGCUUCACCAAAGGCUGCUAUGUGGGCCAGGAGCUGACUGCCCGCACCCACCACACUGGCGUCAUCCGCAAGCGUCUCUUCCCUGUGCGGCUAUCGGGCCGGCUACCUGCUAAUGGCCUGGUUCCUGGCUCCGUUGUGUUGACUGCAACGGGACAGCCAGCGGGCAAGUUCAGGGCAGGCCUGGAGGAUGUGGGGCUGGCCCUGCUUUGGUCAGAGCGCAUCAAGGGCCCUCUUCAUGUUCCCACCACUGAGAGCUGCCCAGUGGCUCUUACUGCAGCAGUGCCAGACUGGUGGCCUGUGGCAGCUAAGUGAGUCUGAUUCUGCUGGGACCUACCAUGCUGGUGAAUAUCAGCCAGGGCUCAAGCCCUGUUGGCCUGCCAUGUGUGGGCAGUAGGAGCUCCCCUGGGGAUGGCAGACGCUGGAAUGCACUGAAGUCACCCAGGCCCCUGCUGGGAUUGACCCUGGUGUGGAUGAACUGUGACUAGGCAACCCUGCAUGACUGGGUUGGAGGCUGGGUGCAGAGCCGGCCCUGGCUGGGGUUUCUGUUGUGCUUGGGCAGUGCUCUGUGGGGUCGGCCAGGCCAUGGAGGCUUAUAGAGGGGCACCCUCUGGAGAGGACUGGGGCUGUGUUUCUGGUGCACCUGUGUUCUGAGGCCUUGCCUUGGGGUUCUGCAGCUGCUGGGGUAGGGGGCACUUCUGGGGAAGGGCUUUCUGGUGAAUGACCUGUGGUCUCUUUGUGGAGGGGGAGGAGCUUGCCAUCCUGGGUGGGUGGGAGGCUCACCUUGACUUUGAGUGGAUAUUAAAGUGUGGCCUUGCAGCUUUGGAAAUUGCUUCAUUGUGGACCAGGUUAUCAGGCUGUACAUACCAGGUUAAGUAGACUUGCUGUGCUAUGGAUGGGCCCAGCCCUGAGACACACGUUGCAGGACACUGCACAGGCCUGCUAGUAUCUGGAUGAGCUGGGGACCCCCUGUAAGGACUGUAGUCCUGGAAGUGGUAGGGAUGGACUGUGAGUUAAAACUGCCUUUGGCUGGGGUGAGGGUCCCAGUGAGGUGGGCCCAGUGAGGUGAUGCAGCCUCUCUUAAGAUGUGUAGACAACUGGGCAGUGCUGACCCUGCUGGCCAGCACUAGAAUCAGAGCAUCACACUGUGAGCAGCAGUCGGGGUGUAGGGCUGGCAGUGCUGGGUGGGGGCUGCCCUCUCCCAUGGACUGGGUUGUACACAUGGCAUCUUGUGAUGGCUGGGGCUGGGCUCUCCCAGCAGUGGCUGCUGCCUGAGCAGGUGUUGCUACCACCCUGCUGGCCGCUGCUUUGGAACUGACCAGGACA
Messenger RNA from Ochotona curzoniae (black-lipped pika), 2071 nucleotides. RefSeq names its product iron-sulfur cluster assembly factor IBA57 (gene IBA57). Gene Ontology annotation, cellular component: mitochondrial matrix. The transcript has 3 exons. Bases 2 to 1060 code for a protein of 352 amino acids. The record is from RefSeq and is a predicted model, not a curated record. Gene Ontology annotation, molecular function: protein binding. Lineage: Eukaryota; Metazoa; Chordata; Mammalia; Lagomorpha; Ochotonidae.